Molecule: messenger RNA, 1459 nt
Organism: Musa acuminata AAA Group (dessert banana)
Lineage: Eukaryota; Viridiplantae; Streptophyta; Magnoliopsida; Zingiberales; Musaceae
Exons: 10
Biological process (GO): peptidyl-lysine monomethylation
Molecular function (GO): protein-lysine N-methyltransferase activity
Source: RefSeq, a predicted model, not a curated record
GGAAAUUUUAGUUCUCAGACUCAAGUUAUACACAUCUUUAGCCUUCUUUCAAACUGCCUUCUCACAUAACUUUGACAGGGCAAAUUGCAUAUUUUGGACUAGAGCUUUGAAUAUACCAUUUCCUCGUUCUUAUGUCUUCCCUGAGUCACUAGAUGAGCAAGGCAAAAGUUCUCUGUCCUGUAGCAGUGAAGCCGAUGCUACUGUAACUGGAAAUUCUGGUGAAACAUCUAUUCAUUCACUGAACGUCAAAAGUGAGGAUCAUGUUAUCGUGGAGAACACGGCUGAUGGUGCUUACAAAUUAGCCAGUGCAGAGACUGUCUGGGUUGAGGGCCUUGUUCCUGGAAUUGAUUUUUGUAAUCAUGGUUUGAAGGCAGCUGCAACAUGGGAGGUUGAUUCAACGGGAGCUGUGACUGGAGUUCCUGCUUCUAUGUAUCUCAUUCUUGCUGAUCAGCAAAAUUUUGAAGUUGGGAAGGAGAUAUGUAUCAGCUAUGGUAACAAAGGCAACGAGGAGCUGUUGUACCUUUAUGGGUUUGUUGUUGAUAACAAUCCAGAUGAUUAUCUCAUGGUUCAUUAUCCCGUUGAAGCAUUAAAGAGUGUUUCAUCAUCAGAUAGCAAAGCGGAACUUCUAGAAGCUCAGAAAGCUGAACUGAGAUGUCUCCUACCUAAAAGUUCGCUCAAUCAUGGUUUCUUCAGUGAAAGAAAUGAAGAUAGUAAGAAAAGCUUGGUCGGCCAGAGCUAUAAUUAUAGCUGGAGUGGUCAGCGCAAAGUUCCUUCAUAUUUGAGCAAGCUGGUUUUCCCACAAGAGUUCCUUGUGGCUUUGCGGACUAUUGCAAUGCAGGAACAUGAGCUUAGGCAAGUUGUUUCAUUACUAGAAGAGCUUGGUGCAUCUGGGGAGGAAAGACAACCAUCUGAUAAAGAUAUACAAACAGCUAUAUGGGAAGUCUGUGGGGAUUAUGGAGCCUUGGAACUGCUUGUUGAACUUCUUCGCAUGAAGAUGACGGAACUUGAAGAGGGAUCUGGAACAGAAGAUUAUGAUGAUGAAAUUCUUACAAAUUUCUCCAUCAUGAAACUUGAAGAUGUUGAGAGGAGCAAAAGGACAAGUGAAGGGGUGUCAAUGAGCAGAACUCGAUGGUCCUGUGUGGUGUAUAGGAAAGGCCAAAAGCAGCUCACUCGCCUGUUUCUGAGGGAAGCCGAACAAGCACUGGAGCUCUGUGCAAGAGAACAGCCAUAAGCAAUGCUACCUUCUUAGCUGCUGCUUCAUCUAUAAACUUUUCUACCUUAGCUUAUUAGUUCACUAGAAAGAGAUCCUUUUUGACAUUAAAGUAAUAAGCUAUUUACAUUGUUCUUUUAGAAGCUGUUCUCACAAUUGAAUUUGUCAAACUGGCUUAAUCCUCAUUAUUAUCUUUUUUCACAAGAAAAAUAUUACUUAAUUUUGAAUCUUAUUGAGUAUUAUGCUCCA